CAGCACGUUACCUGCUACUUGCCGCAUACAAAAAUAAAAUAGUUCAUUCAAAUGAUUUACACCACCUAUAUAUUUGACUGAUUUUUUGAUAGGGCAGCGAUCUCCCCUCCAUCAUUGGUAUAUUCCAGCCAGGAAGUAAGAAAAGUGCGCGGGGUCAGUAAACAAGUAACUGUAUCCAGAGCGAGGCUCCAGUGUAGGCUAAGCGGAAGGAUCUGUUAUGCCUGGCGGCGCUAUGUUGGAAAUUAAUAUUGUAUACUGUGGUGCCUGAGGGUACUUGUCCAAGUUUCGGCGGCUGAAGAAUGAACUGGAUCAACGGUUCCCAGGCAAGCUGAAAAUUAAUGGCGAAGGAACCCAAAGAAUGACUGGUUGGUUUGAAGUGAGCAUAAAUGGGAAGCUGGUGCACUCAAAAAAGAAUGGGGAUGGCUAUGUGGAUAACGACACCAAGCUGCAGAAAAUCAUACUGGCUAUUGAAGCUGCCCUCAAACAGUGAGGGGUUGUUCUUUGGCAUGUUCUGCAAAUGAUUGCAUAGGUGGAGGAGACUUUUGCUUCCUUUAUCUUAACCGAAUGCCGAAUGAUGGGAAAGGCUGAAAUGCUCACUGGGUAUGGCUCCUCCCUGAUGUCACUGCGUGGAAUGUUAGGAUGAAGAAAGUGAUUCGACUUCUUUAUGCUUACCUUUGAAAUUGGUUGCUUUUUAAUAAAGAUCUUUGGCUCCUAAUA
Messenger RNA from Xenopus laevis (African clawed frog), 717 nucleotides. It is a transcript of the gene selenow.L, whose product is annotated as selenoprotein W1 L homeolog. Lineage: Eukaryota; Metazoa; Chordata; Amphibia; Anura; Pipidae. The transcript is spliced from 6 exons. The record is from RefSeq and is marked reviewed.